UAAGUUUUAUACAAGUAACAUUUAAUACCCAUUCCCAUAGCCCAACACAAUGUCAGACUUAAAGGAUUUAAUACGUAAGCGUGGCGCGAUUAAGGGGAGGUUAACCAAUUUCAUUAACUAUGUAGAAAAAUUAGAUUCGUUAUCGCCAUUACAAAUCAUUGAACUUCAAGCGCGUUUAAGCAAAAUGGACGCACUUUAUACACAAUUUGAGGAAAUUCAAUCUGAAAUUGAUAUUUUAGUUGAUGAAAAUGAAUUGGCCGUACACUCCGCCGCCCGCACAGAGUUUGAAGACUUGUUUUACGCGAACAUUGCCCUUGCGCAGGAGAUCUUAAACGCCAAUAAACCUGUUAAAAAUGAUGAUAAUUCUUCCAGUGCCUCGUACGUUUCAGGUGACGCUGGGGAGCAGGCACACACGAAUCAUAAGGUGGUACACACAAGCACUCGAGGUAUUAAAUUACCGACAAUCCAGAUUCCGAAAUUCAGCGGUCAGUACGAGGAGUGGUUGGAGUUUCACGAUUUAUUCGUCUCUUUGAUACAUGAACAUAAGGCGAUCUCGGAUAUACAGAAGUUUCAUUACUUAAGGGCAUCCCUGGAGGGGGCCGCUGCGCAGUUUCUAGGACAAUCUGUCAACGAGAGAGCAGAAUCGGUGAGGAGGCUCAAGUUAUGUGAGAACUGCCUCCGCCCCGGUCAUCAGGCUCGCGUUUGCAGAUUGGGCCCAUGCAUGAAAUGUUCACAAAAACAUAAUUCAGUGCUUCAUUCAGAUACAGCGUCAGGAUCAUCUGAGCCAUCAGUUGUGGGUGCGACGUCACAUGUAUUCGUGCCAUCAGGGCGAGGCGUACUCUCAACUGCCGUGAUCCACAUGUACGACAAGGACAACCACCGCCAUGAAGUAAGAGCCUUUAUUGAUAAUGGUAGCAUGUCUUGCUUCAUGACGGAUUCCUUGUUACGUAAAUUACAACUUAAAUACACAGAAUAUCAAACAUCCGUUACUGGAUUAAAUAAACAGGUCUUGACACAUGUCUCAAGAAAGUGCAAUGCAACAAUCGAAUCGAGAACUAGCCAAUUUAAAGCCAACAUGACAUUCUACGUUGUACCGGAGGUUGUAGCUCUAGAAUCGAAUGUACCUAAACUAAAUAUACCUAAACAUGUAAUAAUGGCAGACCCAGAAUACUUCAACCCGACGAACAUAGACAUUCUACUGGGUUCAGAAAUAUUCUGGGAGCUACUUGAACACGACCAAAUUAGUUUGGGUACAGGUUAUCCAAUAUUACACAAAACAAAACUCGGUUACGUAGUUGGCGGGCCUACCAUAGGGCUUAAUCAUAAACAAACAAAUUCAGUCAAACCAAUACAAUGUAAUCUGAUCGUGGACAAUACAGUACAGGAACAGCUAGCUAAAUUCUGGUCUCUUGAGGAGGUUCCGGAUAAUUCUAAGCAGGUCUAUUCUGUAGAAGAACGUUUAUGUGAACAGAAUUUCGUGGAAAACUUUACUCGAAUGCCAGAUGGGCGAUUUUCCGUCGCAGUUCCUCUCAAGAAACCAGAAUCAUGCUUAGGUGACUCAUUCAAUCGAGCUAAACAGUGCUUUCUAUCACUUGAGCGUAGGCUAGACAAGCAACCACUGUUAAAACAAAUGUAUACCGACUUCAUGUCUGAAUAUAUUGACCUAGGACACAUGUCUGAGACCAGAUCGGACACGCAAACCAACAAGAAGCCCUAUUUUUUGCCACAUCAUGGAAUUUUGCGCGAACAAAGCUCCACUACAAAGCUUCGUGCUGUAUUUAAUGGCAGUGCUGCCACGAGUUCAGGGGUCUCAUACAAUGACCUCCAAAUGGUCGGGCCCACUAUACAGAGUGAUUUAUUAUCAAUACUUUUACGAUUCAGGCAUUAUCCAUACGUUUUGACCGGAGACAUUGAGAAAAUGUACCGGCAAGUUUUAGUUCAUGAAAAUCAAAGACAUUUACAGCAAAUUAUCUGGCGGGAUGAUCCUACUAAAGAAUUAAAAUUAUACAAAUUGAAUACAGUCACAUAUGGUACAGCAUCCGCGCCAUUUUUAGCCGUCAGGUGUUUGAAACAACUUGCUUUGGAAUGUCCAGAUUCACAAUUAGCCCAAAUCAUUAGUGACGACUUUUAUGUCGACGAUUUGGUCACAGGUGCUCAAACAAAAGAGCAAUUAAUAAAAAUAAAAGAAGGCGUGUGCAAAGUUUUAUCCGCAGGUUGUUUCAAUCUCCGUAAAAUCAGAUCCAAUAUAGAACUCUCUCAGUCAGAUUCAUGUCAAACAUUGAACCUCGGCGACCAAGGUUCGUCAAACACCUUGGGCCUGGGUUGGUCACCACCUGAUGAUAAUUUAUAUUAUUCAAUAAAGCAAACUGUUGAGCAAAAUCCAACCAAACGGUCAAUUCUGUCCGCCAUAGGACAGAUAUAUGAUCCGCUUGGCUUAUUAAGCGUAUGCGUCAUUCAAGCUAAAAUCAUGCUACAGAAACUUUGGUUAUUAAAAUGUAAUUGGGACGAUCCUUUACCCUCAAAUAUUGUAAAUUUAUGGCACAAGUUCCAAUCUGAAUUACGUCAUGUACUUGAUUUAAAAAUUCCGCGCUGUGUCAUCAAUGAUGAUCCAAAUAGUGUGAUUGAAAUUCACACUUUUUGUGAUUCGUCUCAGGACGCAUACGGCUCAUGCUUGUACGUUAGAUCGGAAUGUAACGGACAAGUGGAGAUCAACUUGCUAUGUGCGAAAAGUAAAGUCGCACCGUUAAAACCAACGACGAUUCCGCGUCUAGAAUUGUGCGGUGCCCUUGUCGCUGCACGUCUGACUGAGAGAGUACUCAAAUCCAUCCGCAUACCAAUAAAAAGAUGUAUUCUUUGGACUGAUUCAUCUAUCGUUUUAGGUUGGCUCCAAACUCAGCCUAACAAGUUAAAACAAUUCGUUAAAAAUCGUGUUGCUGAAGUUCAAGAACUUACUGCUAAUCACGAAUGGCGCCAUGUGCCAACAGCUACAAAUCCAGCAGACAUGUUAUCUCGCGGAGUAAACAUGUCAGAAUUACAAGAUUUGUCCAUGUGGUGGAAUGGCCCAGAUUUUCUAAAGGAAGAUGAAUCUAAUUGGCCCACAAGUAACUUCGUAAAAAACAAUAUUGAAAUGCCAGAAAUGGUAACUGCUACAGCAAUCUCUUUAGACACAAAUCACGGUUUAAUUGAUUACAAAAGAUUUUCUAAAUUACUUAAAUUGAAAAGGGCACUAGCAUAUGCAAUGCGUUUUAUUCAUAAUUGCAGAAACAAUAAUAUAAAGAAAUCUGGACCACUCACCACAGAUGAACUAAAAGAUUCGUUCACUUUACUCUUGAAAUGGUCUCAAAAGCAAUCAUUUCAAGAAUAUGAUCAGUUAGUGAAAAGGCAAUCAUUGCCUAAUAAAAAUAAACUUCUUUCGUUAUCUCCAUUUAUCGAUGACUUAGAACUAAUCAGAGUAGGCGGCAGAUUAAACAAUUCACAGUUUCCAUUCGAUAAAAAGCAUCCAGUAUUGCUUUCAUCUAAACACACAUUAACACAACUCAUAUUUAACGAAGAGCACAUUCGUUUAAUGCAUGCUGGACCCCAAUUAUUAUUAGCCUCAAUAAAAGAAGAGUUUUGGCCUAUUGGUGGUCGCAAUUUAGCCAGAUCUGUCGCACACAAAUGCCUGAGGUGUUUCAAGCUACGGGCUCAAACAGUCAGCCCUAUAAUGGGUCAUUUGCCUGAGCAGCGUCUCAAUCCAGGUUAUGUUUUUCAAACCACGGGUGUAGAUUACGCGGGACCUCUUCUCGCCGCUGACCGUAAGGGACGUGGAUGUAAACUAAUCAAGGUCUAUGUUGUAGUGUUUGUGUGUUUCACCACUAAGUGUCUGCACCUCGAGCUGGUCACAAGUUUAACAAAGGAGGCAUACAUAGCUGCCUUACACAGGUUUAUUGCGCGUCGCGGAAAACCUGCAACUAUCUUUUCAGACAAUGGCACUCAGUUCGUUGGGGCCAAAAAUGAGCUUAAUGCUUUCCUAAAACAAAACUCUUCCUCCAUUUCCGAGUUUAUGGCGAAUGAAUUUGUUGAUUUUAAAUUCAUUCCAGCCUACGCACCUCAUUUUGGGGGGCUAUGGGAGGCUGGGGUUAAGUCUUUUAAAUAUCAUCUAACCAGAGUGAUAGGCGACUCCCACCUCACAUUUGAGGAACUUUACACGAUUCUAGUCAAAAUUGAAGCUACGCUUAACUCGCGACCUCUAUCACCAAUAUCUUCAGAUCCAUCAGAUCUAAAUCCGUUAACGCCAGGUCACUUUUUGGUCGGACGUCCUCUUACCACUCUGCCAGUUCCUCCACUAGAGAACAUAAAUCCGACCAGAUUACAGCGAUGGGAUCGCAUUGAACAAAUCCACCAGCACUUUUGGACAAGAUGGCAAAAGGAAUAUGUCUCUGAGUUGCAGCAAAAGACAAAAUGGAGGUCAUGCAAAGGACACCUCGACACAGGAACGAUGGUCAUCGUCAAGGAAGACGCUGUGCCGCCUUUAAAAUGGAGCCUUGGACGUAUCGUGCGUGUCCAUCCAGGCAUCGACGGAGUAAACAGAGUCGCCGAUAUCCAAACACAUCGAGGCGUCAUCAGAAGAGCCUUCAAUCGAAUCUGUCCUCUUCGUCUGGACGACGAUCCUGUUGAAAGCAGGACUUUCAACGCCGGGGGGCAUGUUAAGGAACCCUAAUCUCACGGAGAUCCGAGGGGACUGCACCGCGCGGGGAGGGCAGCCGCAUCUAAUUUGCAUAUCACUCUUCGCCGUUCGCUGUUGACGAGCGCACAUAUACUUACGCCCUUUUUUAGAACUCAAAAUCAGUGUCAAAAUGGUGUAAUUAAUAAGCCUAGAUACUAAAAUUUGCAUGUAUUGAAGAUUUUUGCAUUAAAAACAAUUUAAAAGUUCAUCUGUAUACGUUAUUCAAUCAUCCAGUCAUCUAUCAAGCAUCCUGCAUUCAAAAUCCAAAAA
Cydia fagiglandana is the source of this 4975-nucleotide messenger RNA. RefSeq lists its product as uncharacterized. The transcript is spliced from 2 exons. Gene Ontology annotation, molecular function: nucleic acid binding. The record is from RefSeq and is a predicted model, not a curated record. Bases 50 to 4699 code for a protein of 1549 amino acids. Gene Ontology annotation, biological process: DNA integration. Lineage: Eukaryota; Metazoa; Arthropoda; Insecta; Lepidoptera; Tortricidae.